AUGAGGUCAGCUUGGCGCAAGGGCAAUGGCCUGAGCUCUGCUGAGCUGGUGUAUGGCACUACUCUUCGCAUCCCUGGCGAGUGCUUGGAUGCCAUCCCCCGCGACGCUGUUGCCGACCUCCCCUUUGUGGAGCAGCUCCGCCUCCAGCUCCGUCACGUUGUGCCCCCGCCCUUUGAUUACCACGGUGAGGCUCCUGUCUGUGUGCCCCGCUCACUUGAGGCUGCAGAGUUUGUCUACGUGCGGCAUGAUGCCAGGCGAGGUCCCCUCCAACCGCUAUACGACGGUCCCUUUGAGGUGCUUGAACGCCAUGCCAAGCAUUUUGUCCUCAAACAGGCUGAGCUCCCCGUCUUGGUAUCCAUUAACCACCUCAAGGCUGGCCAUGGCGCCUCUCCCUCCUCAGUGGCCGCGCCACGUCGUCGGGGGCGUCCCAAGAACGUCCCUUUGGCUCCCUCAGAGCCUCAAAGUGCGGCCCCAGUUCUUGCAGAUCCCCGUGAUCAGAAUCUUGGCGCCUGCACCAACCCCACGCCGGCAGAGUCCCUGACUCCGAACCGACCAUUCACACCCUCCGUCAAGACUCGUUCAGGGCGUGUCUCCAAAAAGCCGAAACGGUAUACUUAA
Molecule: messenger RNA, 618 nt
Organism: Tigriopus californicus
Lineage: Eukaryota; Metazoa; Arthropoda; Copepoda; Harpacticoida; Harpacticidae
Exons: 1
Coding region: 1-618 (205 amino acids)
Source: RefSeq, a predicted model, not a curated record